AUGUAUUUAAAAUUUUCAAAAGGAAAAUAUAAAAUACAUAUGUAUGUAUAUUCUUCAGGAGUAAAGGUAAAUUUGAUAUUAAAAUUUGUGCAAACUUAUUGGAAAUAUGUUAUAUUAUCAAAACCAUAAAUCAAUGAAGGAUUUUUUUGCAAACUUGUAGCCAUUACAAAAUCUAAAUUCAUAAUAACUACGAAUAGGAAAGCUAUCUACUAUAUUGGAAAUUGUCUUCAAAGCAGGAUGCUGAAAUCUUCUGGCAGAACUGGAGGACUCUCGCGACUUUUCAUUUGAGACGUUAGCAGCUAAAAUUUAAUAUUCUACAACGUUUGUUUAAUUUCCUGUCAGUUAUAUUAAGACUUAAAAAUAAACCUUUUGAAAACAAUACAACUAUUCUUAUUUUUCUACUUUCAUGGAAGCUUUAAUUGAUAUAUCUCGUGGUUUCUAUGCACAAAUUCACUACGUAUAUAUGUAUGAAUAUACAUACAUACAUAUGUCAAUAUGUAAAUAUAUAGAUUUCUAAAUUACACUUGUGUGUGCAAGCAUAGUCUCAACCAGCUCUUUUAUCUGUGCUAACAAACAGUUGAGUGCCAGCUCGUUUUGGGAGAGUGGUUUCUGCUUUCAGUAGAAAUUUGCACGCUAUUAACCAGAAUAUUAGCAGUCAUAGGACACUCACUAAAUACAAUACGCAAAAGUAGUAAAGCCUCUAGAAUAUAUACAGUGCAGAGAACAAUUCUGAUAUGAAAAGAGCUCACAUGGAAAAGUUCAGAGAGCAUUUUUAUAAAUUGACUACAAUGCAAAAGACGCUCAUGCAAAGCUACUCAAAAAUAAAACACCAAAUAAAAUUUUUUUGUUAUUUCACUCAAGUAGCAAAUCGUCAAUGCACUUAUCACUUGCUGAACAAAAAUACACCUCACUACCGUUCUUUCAGAUGGAAUUGAGUGCUCUUGCUGGCAAGCCACAAACGUUCAAUUUUAACAUGCGACAGACAGAGAAAAGUAGAAGUAAAAUCAUACAACCCUAUAAGAAGCCCCAGAGUUAUAAAGAGUGAAUGAGGCAACGAACGUGGUGCCUUCGAGCAGAGCCAAAAGCAACGCUACCUAAAGCAGCGCGGCGAAAGAUUGGAAAUAACGAUAACAGCGAGAUGUUGCUGCGGCUGUUGAGUGUGAAAUUGCGGUUUAUUUAUUUUGAUUUGCUUUGAAUCUGCACCCCGGAUUUUAUGAGUGUUAUUGCCAUGUCAUUUUGAAUACCUCACAGAACGAAAUUAAGACGAGUAAUGUGAACUCCCAACCGAGCAAUAUACAUACAUAUGUACAUAAGUAUCUAUGUACUAUACAUAUGUAUGUGUGUAUAUUAAAAAAAACAUAUCUUUCUAUAGUUACGUACGAUAAUUGUGGUUAUUCUAUUUGUAGUUGUAACACAUAAAUAGUUGUGAAUAUCUAAUUAUUGUAAAGAGAGUUAUAAUCGACUUUUAUAUGGUAAUAUUAUAUAUUACCAUUUCUGUGGUGCAUGUAUGAAACCACUCACAACAUACUCUUAGUGCGCUUUCAUCCACCAAUUUCUCUCCAUGUAGCUCAAUUCUCUUCCAGUUGAAAUUCACAUGUGCAAAAAAUUGCAACAUUUCCAAUUAGCUUUACAUUUUGCCUUUUGCAUUGCAGCUCAAUUACUUACACAUACGAACUAAAUCCCAAUCAGUUACUGAGUGCCACUACGAAUAUCCACUCAACUCAUUCAAACGUAUUUUACUUCGUUUCAAUGGGUUGCCCUAUUUGUUCAUACCGCUGGUCACUGUGCCUCGCUGCUUCUGCCUAAGUGUAGUAUGUCAACCAUAUUUGAGUGUUUUAGAUCUCAAGCGCGACUGCUACUUUUGUAUUGUAAAGCUGCGGAUUCUGUCGUUGUCGCUGCCGCUGGAGCGUAAGCGUCGCUGCUUCUGCUGCCUCAAAUGAAAAUUGGAAAAUUUCAAAUACUCAAACACGAAAUAAAUACAAGUGUAUAACACAUAUAAAUGUUAAACACAAUACAUACAAGAUAAAUAAAUCAAAUAAGUUUUAAAAAAGAAAAAUUUCCAAAUUACAUAUGUAUUUCGAAGUUUUGUAAAAUAAGAAACAACCGCGAUAUAAUAUACAUAUAUAUAUUCUUCUCUUAAAAGAAAAAUGGUAGCCAUAAUGCUGUUAUUAUCCGAUCUUCAACAAUGUAGUUUACUAUCUUUACAAAUUUGUUUGCCGACUGACUAUUACUGCCAUUAUAAAUGAAAACACUUGAUAUGUGGCACAAUUUCUUCUAUUACAUUGGAUAUAUUACCUUGUUUCAAAGAUUCCGUUUACAUCGUCUUCAUUUGAUAAAACUAGAUUACAAUGUAACGAUCAGGGUAAGAGUCGGAUUAAAUUCACUCAUUUUACCAAGUCAUGCUGCAAAAGGGUACUGCUUUUUUGGUAUUCUUGUCAAUUUUUUUUUAAUUUUAUAGUUUUACACAUGAAUGACAUAUUUCCUUUUUUGCAAUGUUUUUUGAAAGUCUGUUAAUCAGUAAUUUUUUUUAAUUACAUUUCACUUAAUUUACUUCUAUAAUUUUUGGUUUGCUUUAAUGAAAGCUUAAGUUAAAAUACGGUCAUCUUACAUUCAAGAAUACAAAUUUGUAAAAUAAAUAUCCAUUAAAUGGAAGCUGUUCCCAAUGUUUUGUUAAACUAAAAUUAUUAAUGAAAUUCGAUAAAUACGAUGAAAGUAUUUAGCAUAAACUAUCAGCAAAAAUAAACAAAUUUAAAGACCGGACGCGCGAGGCAACAAAAUAAUGUGCAAUGUCAAAAUUUGUUUUCGAUAGUAUGCUACCGAAGUAUCCACAGUUUCAGCCAUUUAUCAGUUCACAUUUAACUUCAACCUCACAAAAUUCGUCAUCAGCAGCUGUUGCCGCCGCCCUCGCCGCCGCCGCAGCUUCCUCAACGGCUUCCGUUAAUACCUUAGCAAACAGCUUUAACAACAACAACGGCAUUAACUCCAACAAUCACCAUAGCGGUAGUCACAUAUCAUCUGUUGCCGUCCACUCAUCGUCUUUAUCGCCAUCGACGUCUAGCGUCAAUAUUAGCAGCAGUCAUUUAAACCAGUCGUCCAACUCACCGGUGUCCUCGUCUUCGCCGUCGUCAACUACUUUCGGAGCCCUUUCAACUCAACAACAGCAAUUGCAGCAAAACCACCAACACCACCAUCAGCAACAACAACAUCACAACCAAUAUUCUUUGUCGGCCGCCUUACAUUUACAACAGCAGCAGCAACAAUUACAUAUAAAUAAAUUAGCUGCCGCUGCCGCAGCAGUCAGUUCCCAAAGUGGUAACGGUCUGGGUCAUACUCACAGCAUUCAACAGCAACAGCAAUUGUCCCAUCAGCAAUUGUUACUCACACCCCCCUCUGGAACUAACUCCCAAGCAGGAGAUAGCAGUUGCUCACCGUCGCCCUCAGCCACAUCAUCUUCGCUGCAUCGCAGCAUCAGCGAUCACUCACCCACCGCCGCGUCCGCCGUUGCUGUUGCAUCCGCUGCAGCCGCUAGCACUGUAGCAGCAGCCGCAGCCGCCGCCGCCGCUGCCUCAUCUUUUGCAAUACCCACCAAUAAAAUGUAUCCAUACGUAUCAAAUCACCCAUCAUCGCACGGCAUCUCUGGCAUGCCGGGUUUUUCCGGACUGGAGGACAAAUCAUGCAGGUACACAGACAGUAUCAUGAACAGUUACCAAUCAAUGAGUGCACCCGCCUCUGCAUCUAGUUUUGCGCAGUUUUAUCAACAUGCCGCUGCUGCGUCAGCCGCUUCUGCUGGUGCUGUUGGUGUUGAUUCGCUCGGAAACGCUUGCACGCAGCCAUCAUCUGGCGUUUUAUCCACAGGUGGCGCUGGUCAGAGUAUUGCAGAUUUGCCAAGAUAUCCAUGGAUGACUUUAACAGAUUGGAUGGGAAGCCCCUUUGAGAGAGUCGUCUGCGCAGACUUUAAUGGUCCGAAUGGUUGUCCACGUCGUCGUGGUCGUCAAACAUAUACACGAUUUCAAACACUUGAGUUGGAAAAGGAAUUCCAUUUUAAUCACUAUCUAACCCGCCGGCGACGAAUUGAAAUCGCCCAUGCGCUUUGUCUUACUGAGCGUCAGAUAAAAAUAUGGUUUCAGAAUCGACGCAUGAAAUUGAAGAAGGAACUACGUGCCGUAAAAGAAAUCAACGAACAGGCUCGUCGCGACCGCGAAGAGCAAGAAAAAAUGAAAGCUCAAGAGUCCAUGAAAUCCGCCCAGCAAAAUGUUAACAAACAGGUGCAGCAACAGCAACAGCAACAGCAGCAACAACAACAACAGCACCAGCAACAGCAACAGGAUCAUCAUUCGAUCAUUGCACACAAUCCAGGACAUUUGCAUCACUCCGUCAUUGGUCAGAAUGAUCUUAAAUUAGGUUUGGGAAUGGGUGUUGGUUCGGGGGUGGGAGUGGGAGUAGGCGUUAGCGGUGGUAUCGGCGGUAAUUUAGGCAUGAUGAGUGCGCUCGAAAAGAGCAAUCAUGAUUUGCUCAAGGCUGUAAGUAAAGUUACUUCGUAAAUUCAUAAACACAAAAGCAUUAAUAGCGAAUGCAAACAUAGCCUAUAGUAGAGCAGUUGUUGCAUAUAUGACUAAUAUGUACGAGUAUAUGCCAUAAUAAUAUAUGGUCAAUGGUCAAUGGUCAAUGGGAUUAUGCUUGACAGAAAAGGAACAACACAAAUACUAAACGAAAGAUGAUAACUUAAAUACGUAAAACAUUUUACUUAGUAAAUUAGUUACAUAAGCCUGAAAACUAUAAAUUUAUAUAAACUAUACUUAAACCUAAAGUAUCACAUCAGAUAUGUAUAUGUAUCUGCAUAAAUAACUAUAUAUACAAAUAUAUACAAUAUAUAUAUAACACAUCAGUACAUGCAUGCAUAUUAUAAGUAAGGUGUUUAAAUUUAUACGCAUGCAGACACUUAAGCUUGUUAAAAUAUUGAAGAAAAGAGCAAAAGAGAUAUGCGAACACCAGAGCGCAGUUAGUCAAAGAACAAAAACAACAUGGUAAGAGAACAGAGCAUUUAAAAUUUUGUAAAUGGAAUUAAUGAUAAUUAACCAUGGUGAUAAAUUAUUGGUACUUCCACAAUUUUCAAACUUACUUAACGUAUAAAAAUAUGUUUGCAAUAAUAACCAAAAUUUUAGGCGAAUGUUUAAUCAACCAGCAACUUAUUAGUUAUAUUCUCCCGACUCCCUAUGACAUUUCAUAUUCCAAUAAAUAAACUAAUUUAUAUUUUUGCAAAAGUUUCUCUCCAAUGCCAUAACUUAGUGAUAAUGAAUUGAUUAAGUAAUAUAAUAAUGCUUACUAAAUUGUAUUUUGUAAUAUAAUGCAAAUUCUUUGCAAUUAUAAUCUCAUUAAUGAUUAAAACAACAUAUUUGGUAAGUUAUAGCUAUGCGAUAUUUAAAAAAUACAUUGUUGACUGCGUUGGUCUGUAGCAUAAGCAGAACCAUGAUUACCAAAACGAAACAAACAAGAAAACAUAGAAACUAGUAUACAUUUUAGCCAGUGACUAAAUAUAAAACUUAGAACUUUGCUUAAAAAAUUUUACAAGAAAAACAUCUAGCUACACAAAACAAUUUUAAAGUAGCUGGAUAUUAUGUUUCAUAAACAUACGUAGCAAUUAAAAUUAUUUCCUUCCUACAGAAAUAACACAGUUACAUACAUAUAUACGAUAAAUAAAGUUAUGUAUUAUACUGCAACUCCAUUUAAAUGAUUAAUUGGUUGAAGAUGCAGCAGUAAAUGUGUUAAUAAUGUAAUAUCAAAACAAUACGCAAAUGCAAGUGGUUAGCAAGGAAUGACUCAAUAUACGUAUUAGAUUUAAGCCCAUUAUAAAUGUAAUGUUUGCAUACAAAUAUAUUAUUUACUAAAAUAAUAAUAUAAAAUUUGUGAAUAAAUAGAAACGCCCACACAAAGCCACUGUAUUAAUCGACUUAUCAAUAGUUGAAACUAAAAUCUGCAAAAUAAAUUAAUUAAUAAGUGUAAUAUAUGUAACAGAAUUAAGUCGAUCGAGGACGCACUUAUAUUUGUAACAGCGAAGAGCAACAAAGCUUACAUUACGUUGAAUUGCGUUAUGUGAUUUAAAUAAUAUAUAAGCACACAUACAUACUAUAUAUGACUCAUUAAAACUAACUGAUUUGAUAGUUUCCACAGAAAUUUACACACGAUCGGAAUUUAUGUAAGAAAAUACUAAUUGACUGAGCCAUCACCUUUUACUAUGUUACGGACUAUGCAACUUAAUAAUUAAUAAUUGUAAUCAUUUACGAUUAUUUCCUAUUACUAUUGACACUUUUUAUCUCAUAUGUAUAUAAGGAAAACUGGGUAUAGUACAUGGGUUGCAUACUUUUCUUCCAUUUUUAUAUUGCUUUAACUAACUGUAAUUGAAGUAUGUUCACUUAUUUGAUUAUAUAAAUCAUUUGUGUUACUUUUAAAUCUGUUUUCUGUUAAGUUUAGUAAUUUUAAGGUAUCUUGAAAGUCUUAAUUACCUUUAAAUGAUAGGAUACCACCAAAAUUAAUAACCUUUAGUUGAUUUUGUUAACAAAUUGUUACACGAUUUGUCAAAUUGUAUAUUUUUCUUUGUGAGAUAGAAAUGAUUCUGUCAGAAACUCUUUGAUUCAAUGAAAGAAAUGAGUGCAAGUAUAUGCAUUUAAGAAAAUAUAUAUUUAAAAAAAUAA
Messenger RNA from Bactrocera dorsalis (oriental fruit fly), 6689 nucleotides. Its product is annotated as homeobox protein abdominal-A. NCBI's taxonomy places the organism in Eukaryota, Metazoa, Arthropoda, Insecta, Diptera, Tephritidae. Gene Ontology annotation, molecular function: DNA-binding transcription factor activity, RNA polymerase II-specific; RNA polymerase II cis-regulatory region sequence-specific DNA binding. Gene Ontology annotation, biological process: anterior/posterior pattern specification; negative regulation of transcription by RNA polymerase II. Bases 2787 to 4541 code for a protein of 584 amino acids. The transcript is spliced from 7 exons. Gene Ontology annotation, cellular component: nucleus. The record is from RefSeq and is a predicted model, not a curated record.